CAGGCCUGUCUACAUAAGAUAGAGGGCAGUGUGUAGAAACCAUCAUGGCUUUGUUGGAACGUCUGCACGUCUUGUACAACGAUGCCAUGGAGCAGAGAGAGCCGCUCUGCUACGGCUACCCGUUCAUGGACUCGCCAGUCGCCCUGCUGACCACGGUGGCCCUGUAUCUCCUGGUUGUGUGGCAGGGUCCAAAGUUCAUGCAGAACAGAAAGCCGAUGAACCUGAAAGUUCCGAUAAUCCUGUACAACAUAACGAUGGUCAUCAUUUCAUCGAUAAUUUGUUUUGGGGGGAUGUUCGGAAUUUACAAUCUGGGAGGGUUUAAAGUAUUCUGUGAAGGAUCCGGUGACACAAGAACCAUUCCAGACGAGCUUUUAAUCUUCUACUACGUCAACUUAGGCUGGCUGUUCUUUGUAUCAAAGAUGAUCGAGUUUCUGGACACGGUGUUCUUCAUCCUACGUAAGAAGAACAACCAGGUGACCUUCCUGCACGUGUACCACCACACCUCCAUGUGCAUGUUUACCUGGGUCGGUCUCAACUUUUUCACAGGGGGCAACAAUAUAGCCUAUGGAGUGGUCAACAGUUUCAUCCACGUCGUCAUGUAUUCCUACUACGCCCUAGCGGCCUUCGGGCCACACAUGAGAAAAUACCUGUGGUGGAAAAAAUAUCUGACCAAAAUGCAAAUUGGCCAAUUCCUAAUCCUAAUCGUCUACGUCUCGUGGAACGAAAUGUACGGGUGUGGAUUUUCGAGAACUUUCGUCCUCAUCACGCUAGCCUACAUCUGCACCGUCCUCCUCCUCUUCAUCAACUUCUACGUGAGGGCCUACCUCUCCUCACACAAACCUCAGCCUCACAAGGACACGGUCACCAACGGUCACGUGCACGGGGAAGGGGAGAGCCAGGUGAACGGAGCAGUAAAAAAAUUGAACUGAUACAUCACUCAAUUUGGUGUUUUGUG
Messenger RNA from Physella acuta, 955 nucleotides. RefSeq names its product elongation of very long chain fatty acids protein 4-like. Gene Ontology annotation, molecular function: fatty acid elongase activity. The record is from RefSeq and is a predicted model, not a curated record. Lineage: Eukaryota; Metazoa; Mollusca; Gastropoda; Physidae. Gene Ontology annotation, biological process: fatty acid elongation, saturated fatty acid; very long-chain fatty acid biosynthetic process; sphingolipid biosynthetic process. Gene Ontology annotation, cellular component: endoplasmic reticulum membrane.